Centropristis striata (black sea bass) is the source of this 1777-nucleotide messenger RNA. RefSeq names its product DTW domain containing 2 (gene dtwd2). The coding region runs from base 129 to 1406 and encodes 425 amino acids. The transcript is spliced from 6 exons. The record is from RefSeq and is a predicted model, not a curated record. NCBI's taxonomy places the organism in Eukaryota, Metazoa, Chordata, Actinopteri, Perciformes, Serranidae.
CUACUCGGUGUAUUUCUAUGCUCGGCGCUGUGUUUGAGUCCUCGGGGGUCAGUUAGCUUCCUGCUAGCAGUUAGCUUCCUGCUAGCAGUUAGCUUGCUGCUAGCAGUUAGCUUGCUGCUAGCUCCGCGAUGGAAGAUGUUCCCGGUUCUUGCUCGUCCGUGUCUUCGGAGGAAACCGGGCCAGAAACCGGCGACAGCUCCCCGGCGGAGGACGGGCUAGUGGACGGGCUAGUGGACGCGUUCGGCGGCCUGGCGGCGCUCCCGGUGGAGGUUGUUGAGAGAAGACCCACGUGUUUACGGUGCCGUCGCCCUCAGAAGGUGUGUCUCUGUCCCUUUCUCCCGCCGCGACCCCUGGAGGUGUCCACCUGUCUGUACGUGGUGCAGCACCCCGCAGAGGAGAGCAGAGUUCUCCGGACGGUUCCUCUCCUCGCUGCCUGUCUGCCUCCGGGGAAAUGCACCGUGAUCGUGGGACGCAGAUUCAGCGAGGAGAAGUACCCGGAGCUGGCGGCGGUCUGUCGGGACAGCAGGACGCUGAUUCUGUAUCCGGGUCCUAAGUCCCAGAACCUGGAGGAGCUGGUUCAGAACCAGAACCUGGAGGAGCGGGUUCAGCAGCAGGACCUGGAGGAGCUGGUUCAGCACCAGAACCAGGACCUGGAGGAGCUGGUUCAGCACCAGAACCAGAACCUGGAGGAGCGGGUUCAGCACCAGGACCUGGAGGAGCUGGUUCAGCACCAGAACCAGAACCUGGAGGAGCGGGUUCAGCACCAGGACCUGGAGGAGCUGGUUCAGCACCAGAACCUGGAGGAGCGGGUUCAGCACCAGGACCUGGAGGAGCGGGUUCAGCACCAGAACCUGGAGGAGCUGGUUCAGCACCAGGACCUGGAGGAGCUGGUUCAGCACCAGGACCUGGAGGAGCGGGUUCAGCACCAGAACCAGAACCUGGAGGAGCUGGUUCAGCAGCAGGACCUGGAGGAGCUGGUUCAGCACCAGAACCAGGACGUCAGACCAGCCAAACAUAACGUGAUCAUCAUAGACGGCACGUGGAGCCAGGCCAAGAACAUGUUCCUCAAAAACAGCCUGUUCCACCUGCCCAAACAGGUGCAGCUGAACAGAAGUCUCUCCAGUCAGUACGUGAUCAGGACUCAACCCUCCAACAUCUGCCUCUCCACGCUGGAGUGUGCUGCUGUCGCCCUCUCCAUCCUGGAGCGCAACGACCACAUCCAGGAGGUCCUGCUGAGGCCCCUGAAGGCGCUCUGCUCCUUCCAGCUGCAGCACGGCGCUCAGAUCCACCACAGUAAGGAACAUCUGCUGAAGAACGGCAUGUACGACAAACCCAUGCCCAAAAACAAACGCAAGAUCAAGAGGAUGGAGAAGCUGGUGACGGACCACAGCGUCUGCCCCAGAUGAGCCUCGUCUUAUUAUUAUUAUUAUUAUUAUUAUUAUUUAUACGCUGCUCAGGACUGGUUCUCCUCCAGAAACCACUGGACUCCUUUACUUUGUUUCUUAGGUUUGUUUCUGGUUCAUAUAAUUUAUGUAUUUGUCAUUAAUUUAAAAAGAAAAUACGACAAAUUAAAUUUGUAGUUUAAAUGUCAUGAUGUGACAAUAAAUCAGGUUUUGUUGUUUUAAAAACUGUUUAUUUGUUCCUCGGUGCAUUUUAUAAACAAACUGUGGUUCUGUUGUGAUUCUAUUGACACAUCUGUAAGGGCUGAUGUUUUUUAAUUUUAUUUUAAGCAAUAUGUUCAUUCAGAUAUAUUAAAAAAUGAAAAAUACCUCUAAAA